This is a messenger RNA of Elaeis guineensis (African oil palm), 2536 nucleotides long. Its product is annotated as cellulose synthase-like protein G3. Gene Ontology annotation, molecular function: cellulose synthase (UDP-forming) activity. Gene Ontology annotation, biological process: cellulose biosynthetic process. The record is from RefSeq and is a predicted model, not a curated record. Gene Ontology annotation, cellular component: membrane. Lineage: Eukaryota; Viridiplantae; Streptophyta; Magnoliopsida; Arecales; Arecaceae.
CAUGAGACAUCCGACCAAAUACCGUUUAGAAGGAAAAUGGUUGAAAAUAUGAUCAUGAAAGUAAUAGUUUUUGAGAGUAAUAAUGAAGCUUCGAAUAGCAAUUAUCAUUCUCAAAUUGUAACGGCUAAUUAGCCUGUUAUUUUAAACUCUCUCCCCAUCUCCCAGUACAGGGUCUAUAAAAACCACCGGAAUCUUGCCACCUCCGUUACCUUUGGAAAGCCAAGCUCACCUCGUCGUUGCUAGGGCAAGAUGACGACUCUCUCCACCAAGCCCAAACCCUCCACCCUCCACACUCUCACAGUAGAUCCCUUGGCUCCCUAUAACCGUGUCCACUCUCUCCUCUACUCCCUUGGCAUCCUGGCCCUUCUCUACCACCACUGCACCACCUUCCUCGCCCCCCCCUCCUUCCUCUCCCUCCUCCUUUUCCUCGCCGAUCUUGUCCUUGCCUUCAUGUGGGGCCUAGUCCAACCAUUUCGGUGGCGCUCGGUCCGGCGCCGGGAAUUCCCGGACCGCCUCAUCGACACGGUGGGCCGGAAGAACUUGCCGGCAUUAGAUGUGUUUAUAUGCACUGCAGACCCACACAAGGAGCCACCCAUGAGCGUCGUGAGCACGGCACUAUCGGUGAUGGCCUUCGACUAUCCGACCGAUAGGCUCUCGGUCUAUAUCUCUGAUGAUGGGGGCUCGGAGGUGACUCUCUUUGCGUUCAUGGAGGCGGCCAUGUUCGCCAGGUACUGGUUGCCAUUCUGCAGGGAGAACGGGCUUCAGGAGAGGUCUCCUGAGGCCUAUUUCAGCUCCAGUGUUGGUGGAAACUCUGACAAGAUGAAGGCGAUGUAUCAAUCCAUGAAAGAGAAGGUAGAGAGUGCAUUGCAAAGAGGCUAUGUAGCUGGCAAUGAUUUAAUUGCCACUCCUAAAGAACUAGAGAUUUUCAAGAAAUGGAAGGGAUUUACCCGUCGUGAUCAUCCGUCAAUAAUUCAGGUUUUGCUGGAAAGCAGUAAAGACACAGAUAUCAUGGGCGACGCAUUACCAAACCUCAUCUACCUCUCCAGAGAGAAAAAUAUCAAUUCUCCCCACCACUUCAAGGCUGGUGCUCUCAAUACCUUGGUCCGGGUGUCCAGCAUCAUGACCAAUGCCCCGGUGGUCCUCACUUUGGACUGUGACAUGUACUCCAAUGACCCCCAAGCUCCUCUCCGAGCUCUGUGCUAUCUUUUGGACCCGGCCAUGGCUUCCAACCUCGCCUACGUCCAGUUUCCGCAGCACUUCCAGGGACUCAACGAGGACGACAUCUAUGGGGGCGAGGUAAAGCGCCUGUUUCGAAUUAACCCGCGAGGGGUGGACGGGUUCAGUGGGCCCAGCUACGUGGGCUCCAAUUGUUUCUUUGACAGGCGGGCCUUGCACCCUUCACCCCUGGCUCCAUUGAGCUCGCACGACGCGAGCGAGCCGAGGGAUCGUGGUUCGUUGCAUUUGGACUCGGUGCUGAAACGGGCUCAUGAAGUUGCUAGUUGUAACUACGAGGUUGGCACAAAAUGGGGUUCAACGAUUGGAUUUCGUUACGGGUCGCUUGUCGAAGACUACCACACAGGCUAUCGCCUACAUUGUGAAGGUUGGAAGUCUACAUUUUGUGAUCCUGAGAGGCCAGCGUUCGUAGGCGAUGCGCCAAAGAACUUAAAUGAUGCCCUCGGCCAAGUCAAGAGAUGGUGCAUCGGGUUCUUAGAGGUGGCCAUCUCAAAGCACAAUCCCCUCACUUUUGGAAUCAGGAACGCUUCAUUACCUGUAGGCUUGUGCUACGCAUAUUACGCUUAUUGGGGAUCAUGGUGCAUUCCUCUCACAAUCUACGCUUUUCUCCCACCAUUGGCUCUCACCUACCAGAAGCGCUUGUUCCCCGAGGUUUUUGACCCAUGGUUCUAUCUGUAUGUCUACCUCUUCUUGGCUGCCUAUAUUACGGACCUUGUCGAUUUCCUCAGGGCCAAGGGAUCAAUUCAUAGGUGGUGGAAUGAUCAAAGGAUAUGGAUGGUCAGGGGCCUCACAUCUCAUCUCUUUGGAACUAUACAGUUCGCACUCAAUCAUGUUGGCAUAUCCACUCCAGGGUUUAAUGUAACCAGCAAAGUGAUAGAAGAGGAGCAAAGUGAGCGGUAUGACAAGGGAAUGUUUGAUUUUGGCAUAGCAUCGCCAUUCUUUGUGAUUUUGGGUACAGCGGCCAUCGUAAACCUGAGUUCCUUUGUCAUAGGGAUUGCAAGAGCUGCGAGGAUUGAGGGGGUUUUCAAUGAAAUGUUCCUGCACUUGUUCUUAUCUGGAUUUAUCGUGGUCAACUGCUUGCCUAUCUAUGAGGCCAUGUUUUUGAGGAAGGAUGGUGGGAAGAUGCCGGGAAAUGUCACAUUAAUCUCCAUUUUGGUGGCAGGUUUCUUUUACUUAAUUGGAUAUUUUAUGUUCAUAAUUUGAUGAGGUUGGCAUACACUUUCAGCUAGCAAGGGUGGAAAACUAUAUUAUAGAUGUAACUAUGACUACAUCGAGUCUAUCAAAUGUAGCCUAUUCAGUACAA